UAAUUCGCCGCCGCAGCCAUAAAAAGUCCGUCAGCAGUCGGCUGAUUGGCACGGAACAGUGUAGUCUUUCAUUAGGAUUUGACAGUGCAGAAGCAGUCCUGUCUUCCGCAACGCACGCGCCCGGAAAGUCGUUUUGGUUUUGAUUUCUUCAUUAUAAAGCGUCUAGCACCUGACAGCGGCACCCCGGUUGGUAUCAUGGUGAAACUGUUUGUCGUGAUUGCCCUGGUUGGUAUGGUUCUGGCCGCUCCCCCACAGCGGGACGAUGCCCAGAUCAUCAUCCAGUGUUUUAACGAUCUUAUCGAUUCCAUCGAGAUGGAAAACGUCGAGGAACUGGUUGACAUUAUUCGCGACGCUAGGGAGACCGUUGCGCGUUUGAUCGAAGGCUAUCGCUACUGUCAAAAUCUUCCGCGGGACGAUCCACCGACGAGGCUACAGGAAAUCGCCAUCGCAGCCUGUGAACGAGCUUGGCAGCUACGAGCGUCUUACGAAAUGGCCCGACUAGCGCUUGCGCUCACGAAACAUGUUGAAAACGGUCGGGAGCUGAUCGAGCAGUUCUCGGAAUGCUCUGGAAUUAGCAUCCCAUGGCCGGAAGAGGGAACAACUCCAGACAACGUGGUGGAGCAGCUGCUGAUAUGAGCGUAUUGAGCAAUUCCAAAUGAAAUCGACAAAUGACAAAACAUGAAUAUUUUUGAUUCGAAUGAAAAUUUAUGCUCCGUUUGGGUUGGAGAAAAUAUGAGUUUUCCUCAUCAUUGGGGAUUUUUUUUGACUCAAAUGCAACUUUUGAACAGGGUGUAUCGAUUUCAGUAAGAGAAAUGUUUGAUAAUUUAUAUUCCAAAAACCAUGAGUCCUACCGAAACAGUGUCUUAGAAAGAGGUAUAGAGUAUUGAUGUCCAAGCGUGAAAAAUAUAUACACUGAGAAAAUAAUUAGUGUUCUUUUUUUAUUUGCAAAACAAAAAAAAAUAAUUUGCAAUAUCUAAAAUACAUAUUUUUAAUUUUUUUUCUCAAUCUUGUGAUAUGAAAUAGAAGUCAUGUGGAAAAUUUAAAUUUCUCAAAUGCUAUGGAAAACUCAUUAUUCCUCCAACCCAAACGUAAUAAAUCAAAAAUAAAAGUUUUCAAAAUCGGCAUUUUUAG
Toxorhynchites rutilus septentrionalis is the source of this 1131-nucleotide messenger RNA. RefSeq lists its product as uncharacterized. The record is from RefSeq and is a predicted model, not a curated record. The transcript is spliced from 3 exons. Bases 196 to 636 code for a protein of 146 amino acids. Lineage: Eukaryota; Metazoa; Arthropoda; Insecta; Diptera; Culicidae.